CAAUUUUGGCAACUAGAUAAAACCUACGACCAUGAGUCUUUACUUCUUUAUUAACAAUUAUAUACGUAGACCUAAACCUUGUAAUUUCGCUAUGCAAAUAAUUGUUAGAUCUAUUCUACACAAAAAUGAUCGAACUAAAGCAAUUAAUGUUGGUACAAUGGAUCAUGUGGCGACGGAAGUGGAAACGAUAAUGGGUGUCGACAACAAAAGUUACGAUCCUCACGAUACAGGAUUUCAAUCUCGAAAAAAAUUAACCCAGUUCAUGGCAAAAAAUCAAAAAGAAUUACCAAUAAGAACAAUAGAUGACAGUUUUGUGUACGCAACCAUACCGUUAUCGAGUGAUCCGCAAAUACGUAUUAAAUACACUGCAAUUAUGGGCACCAUCCGAAUUGGGCGAUUGCUUGAGGAUAUGGAUAUGUUUGCCGUUUAUGUGUGUUUGAGGCAUAUACUCAAUCCAAAGAUGCCAAAAAACGAGCCCACUCCAUACAUAGUAGUUACAGUUCUUGUGGAUAAAAUUAAUUUAACCUCUGUCAUUACAAAGCAUGAUAAGGACAUACGAAUUUUUGGCCACAUUACUUGGGUAGGGACUUCUUCUUUAGAAGUGGUAGUAUGGUUAGAGCAAUUGGAUGGCAAACAAAGUCAUUUACUGUUGAGCGCUGUUUUUAUGAUGGCAGUCCGAGAAUCCACCACCAUGAAAGCGGCUAUAAUCAACGCGGUUAAAGCUACAACACCGGAAGAACAAAAAUUAAUCGACGGCGGCAAAAUCAGAAAAGAAGAAAGAAUUCGUACUCUCGCCAAGCAACUAACGAAGGUUAUUCCGAACGAAAAAGAACAGGAAAUACUUCACGAGCUCUUUAUGCGCACCUUAAAUGUCAAUGAAGGUGUGUUUUUAAAACAAGUACUACCUUCGAACUGCGACUGGAUGGAAAAAUACACGUUGUCAAAUUUAAUAGUGGUUCAUCCCGAGCAUCGAAAUUUGCACAAUAACGUUUUCGGUGGUUUCAUCAUGCGCGCGGCGUUGGAAGUGAGCUUCGGAUUGGGAUACCUUUUCACCAAUUCUCGACCACUAUUUAAGACAAUAUCGGAUAUCAACUUCAAUAAACCAAUUUCCCUCAAUUCGUUAAUACACAUGCACGCCUAUCUUGUUUGCACGAAGGGAAAGUUUUAUCAGAUCAGCGUCCAUACCAACACGUGGGACACAAAAGCCGCGCAAAAUUUUACGUCUAACACUUUUCACUUCACAUACGAAUCAGUAAGCAAUGUUAAAGAGAUAUUCCCUAAAACGUACCGAGAAUCUAUGACGUAUAUUGAUGGAUAUAGGCAGUUGGUAGCAGCAAUUAAUUCCCAUGACCGCACACUUUAA
This is a messenger RNA of Photinus pyralis (common eastern firefly), 1363 nucleotides long. RefSeq names its product acyl-coenzyme A thioesterase 9, mitochondrial-like. Lineage: Eukaryota; Metazoa; Arthropoda; Insecta; Coleoptera; Lampyridae. Gene Ontology annotation, biological process: acyl-CoA metabolic process. Gene Ontology annotation, molecular function: fatty acyl-CoA hydrolase activity. The record is from RefSeq and is a predicted model, not a curated record. Gene Ontology annotation, cellular component: mitochondrion. The transcript is spliced from 5 exons. Bases 32 to 1363 code for a protein of 443 amino acids.